GCCACCGACAGGGAAUUGUUAUUGUUUUUGAACCGAAAAAAAUUGUGUCCUCGCUGUAGAACAGCACAACAAAUGCGGUAAACGGGAUACAUAUCUGCUAAGCAAGGAGCCGAGUGCAUAGAGUUCGUGGUCGGCGUCAUCGAGCACAUUUAAGUAGGAAAUGGGCAUCAACGUAAGCAGAAAUGCCGAUUUGGCUUCCAAUGAUUUGCUGUGCCGCCUCGUUGGGAGGAGGCACAUAGCUGCUGAUGACGAGCCCUAUUGGAACGGCUUGCUCAACUACAACAUUGUCAUGCCGGAAAACAGCCAAGAUCAGCUGAAUCUGGACUCGCGGCUAGAGUCGCUGUGUCAAUCGUUCAUAAGCAAUAAUCUGAAGACGGGAAACUUUGGCUCGUUGAUUACUGUGUUUCUAGAGAAGGCCACCGAGCUGUUGUCACUGUCAGAUCAAGAGAGUAAUAUGCAUGUGUGGCAGACCUUUAAUGCGCUCUUCAUAAUACGGACGCUCGUGAAGUAUAUUAAUGAGACGGGCUCGGAGUUUCAACUGUUGCAGCAUUUCGAGGCUAUGCCCAGCGAGGACAUGUUACGGGCGGAGCAGGAACAGCCGUCUGCACCACCCGAAAGCGCAACUAUAGCCAUUGAAGCUACGGAAAAGUUGGGGCCUCCGGUUAUUGUAGAUGGGGCGAAAUUCGAGACUUUUAUUGAUGCGCUAGUGAAUCUUAUUGUUGUGAUACCUGUCAAGGAGUUCACUUAUCACCUGCAUAUGGAGGCAGUCAACUCCAUCAUCACACUGCUGUCGGUUCAUCUGUUUGCACAACAGCCAACGGAGAAGUCCAUCGUCUUUCGAACCAUUUACAAGUGCCAGCAUGCUAAUGUGUUGAUGUCUGCGCUAUUGCAUUUUGUGUCGCGCAUGGUUGAGGUGCCGCACACCAUGUUUGGGUCCAGUUCAGCAGGCUCCUUUGUGUUUGGCAUUGCCGAGUCACUGCUGUCCAUGUUCACGUUUCGCAAACAGCAGGAUGUGCUUAAGGCGAACAAUGCUACUGGCGCAGAGCUCUCACAGCAGUUUCGAACACACUAUCCGUUAGCUAAUCAGAGCCUGCUUCUCAUCCUGGUCCUCACUAAUCACUACACGGCCCAAGAUAAUGCCUAUCGCACGAGUCUUUUUAGCUGUGCAGAUUCCAAGGAUUCGCCGAAGGAGGGCAGUCAGGCUGUUUCCUUCCAAAUAGAUUUCUCGGCAGUCUAUGACACGCUCUGUCGCAUUGUUACCAUCGAUCAGGCCACGCUACUGCUCUACCUGCUGCUUCAUCGCAAUGAGCGUUUCUAUCGGUUUGUCAUGCAGCAGAAUGAUCUGGAACAGUUAGUUAUUCCUAUAUUGCAAACUCUAUACAACGCACCAGACAGCAAUUCGCAUCACAUCUAUAUGUCCCUCAUUGUACUGCUAAUUCUAAGCGAAGACGAAGGCUUUAACAAGAACGUGCACACAAUUAUGCUAAAGAACAUCACGUGGUAUACAGAGCGCACAAUAUCGGAAAUAUCGCUUGGUGGCAUUCUUAUUUUGAUCGUCAUACGCACCAUACAGUACAACAUGCUAAAAAUGCGCGACAAGUACUUGCAUACGAAUUGCUUGGCCGCUUUGGCCAACAUGUCCGGCCACUUCCGAGCGCUUCACCCGUAUGUUGCUCAGCGUCUAGUUUCGCUGUUUGAAACGCUAGCACGCAAGCAUACGCGCCUGGAUGCGCAAUUGAAGGAGCCUGCCGAUAGUGCCGUCUUCGUGAAUGUAUCCACCACUCCUGAGGAUAUGAUGCAGGAUCUCAGUGUGCUGGAGGAGGUGCUGCGCAUGGUAUUGGAAAUUCUAAAUUCCUGUCUGACCAACCAGCUUGUCUAUUGCCCCAAUUUGGUCUAUACAUUGUUGUACAAGCGCAGCGUUUUCGAGGGCUUCCGCAGUCAUCAUGCCUUUCAAGAUGUUAUACAGAACAUUGACAUGGUUGUUGGAUUCUUCUCGUCUCGACUGCAACGCGUGCAGGAGCAACGGGGAGAGCUUGGCGUUAAUGAAGUGCUAGAAGUGAUAUCAAAGGGCGCUAGCCAAUGGUCCAGCGAUCGAUUGAGAAAAUUUCCCGACCUUAAGUUUAAAUAUGUUGAGGAGGAUGCACCCGAGGAGUUUUUCAUUCCAUAUGUCUGGACGUUGGUCUGCAAGUACGGCUGUGUACACUUUAGCUCCGAGAGCAUCAAAAGUGUCACAACAGAUAUUGCCUGCUAAUAUUGGCCCCAUACACGGAUUGUGGUCGGAAGGAUUCACUUUAAUUUGCAAUAUGAAAAAGUUCAGCUUUUUGCUGGAGCAUGCACACACAAACACAUACUUUUCGUUUAAGUCUGCGCCCUUUAUAUUCUAAAUAUUUAUUUAACAGUUGGCAUACGUGGUAGUUGUGCGCUGUUUUCAAAUUACACACUGAUUGAAGCCAAAAGGUCACACUUUAAGCAGCUUGUACGUUGACGAUAAAAAACAUACAUGUUAAAAAAUACUUAUUACCUAUCAUAGUUUUAAACAAAUCCAUAUGGGAAAUGUUCAAGAUAAUAACAAAAUAAUUAUUUUGCUACGCUAAUUACAAACAAACGAGUAUAUAGUGAAGAAAAUGUUAAGCUCCAAACGCCUAUCAAACGAUUGUAAUAAUCAACAACUAUACAAAACAUAUUAAAUAAACAAAAUAUAUAUACAUAUUAUAUAUAUAUAUAUAUUUACACAGUGUAUGUUAGUUUAAUAUAUAAA
Molecule: messenger RNA, 2758 nt
Organism: Scaptodrosophila lebanonensis
Lineage: Eukaryota; Metazoa; Arthropoda; Insecta; Diptera; Drosophilidae
Product: dymeclin
Exons: 5
Coding region: 161-2251 (696 amino acids)
Biological process (GO): Golgi organization
Cellular component (GO): Golgi apparatus
Source: RefSeq, a predicted model, not a curated record